Messenger RNA from Orussus abietinus, 2368 nucleotides. Its product is annotated as zinc finger protein 569. Gene Ontology annotation, molecular function: DNA-binding transcription repressor activity, RNA polymerase II-specific. The transcript is spliced from 3 exons. Gene Ontology annotation, biological process: negative regulation of transcription by RNA polymerase II. The coding region runs from base 1 to 2217 and encodes 738 amino acids. The record is from RefSeq and is a predicted model, not a curated record. NCBI's taxonomy places the organism in Eukaryota, Metazoa, Arthropoda, Insecta, Hymenoptera, Orussidae.
AUGGCGCUCUCCGCCCAGAACCAGUCCACGUCGUUCGUUAACUUGUACUACUCGAUGGUCCAGCGCGCGGCGACGCGCUACUUUAAGGAAUAUUACAAUUCCGAUACCGGCGCGCCGUACGUGCUGUACAAGGACAACAUGGAUCGGCCCCAGGGUCAGUGGGGCCCGGGGCCGGGGUCCGUCCAGGACGGGAGCCUGUACGGUCAGCAACAGCAGCAGCAGCAGCAGCAGGGAUCCUCCUCGUCGGGGAGUCCGCAGCAGGCCUGCGGCCCCCCGGUCGAGGGGGGCGAGAGCGGCCCCGCGCCCUCGAUGGCGUCGCCGGUGCCCUCGCCGUACCCCUCGUCGGCCCAGGAUUCGCAAGCCCUGAGUCCCCAGGACGAGGACAUCCAGUCCGGGCAGCAGGCGGCGGCCCAGCAGCAGCAGCAGCAGCAACAGCAGCAGCAGCAGCAGCAACAACAACAGCAGCAGCAGCAGCAGCAGCAGCAACAACAGCAAGCUCAGCAGCAGGUGCAACAGCAGCAGCAGCAACAGGUGCAGCAGCAGCAGGACCACUCGCCCCAGCAGCAGCUGACCCCCCACGAGGUGGACCGCGGAGAGUGCUUCCCGGGCGACCUGCAGCAGUACCCCCAGCACUACUUCAAGGAGGCCAGGCCGCACCCCUCCCCGUCGGUGCCCCCCCACAUGCUGACCCCCGGGGGAUUCUCGGCGCUGCACUACCUGAAGCAACCCGGAGUGAUGCUGACCUCGCUGGGCCAGGGCGACGGGGGGCCCGGCCUCGAGGCGCACCAGUACGCCGGGCCCGGGCCCGGCAACAUGGCCGCCGGGCUGCCCGACAUCGUCCAGCAGAGCGGCAAGCCCUCCAAGCCCGCCAACAGCGACCUGCGACUGUUCAAGUGCUUGACCUGCGGGAAAGACUUUAAGCAGAAGUCGACCUUGCUCCAGCACGAGCGGAUCCAUACGGACAGUAGGCCCUACGGGUGCCCGGAGUGCGGCAAGCGGUUCAGGCAACAAUCCCACCUUACCCAGCACCUGCGCAUACACGCUAACGAGAAGCCCUACGCUUGCGUGUACUGCGAGCGCACCUUCCGUCAGCGCGCCAUCCUCAACCAGCAUCUGCGCAUCCACUCGGGUGAGAAGCCAUACCAAUGUCCGGAGUGCGGAAAACACUUCCGUCAGAAGGCGAUCCUGAAUCAGCACGUCCGCACACACCAAGACGUGAGCCCGCACCUGAUCUUCAAGAACGGGAUGACGCCGACGCUGUGGCCGCAGGACGUGCCGUUCCCGCCGGAGGAGGGGAAGGAGGAGGUGGCCUCCACCUUCGGGGACACGGACACGCAGUCGGGAGCGUUCAGUCCGGCCCCGGACGCGAACUCGAUCCAGUACCCCGCGUACUUCAAGGACCCGAAGGGGGGCAACCACGCGGUCUUCGGGGCGGGGGGCUCGGGGACGUUCGGCGCCCUGCAGUACAUAAAGCAGCAGGGGGCAGGAAAGGGCUGUCUGCCGGACGUGAUCCAGCACGGCCGCUCGGCGGGCAUGCCGCUCUACGUGCGCUGUCCCAUCUGCCAGAAGGAGUUCAAGCAGAAGUCGACGCUCCUGCAGCACGGCUGCAUCCACAUCGAGUCGAGGCCCUACCCCUGUCCCGAGUGCGGCAAGCGGUUCCGCCAGCAGUCCCACCUGACCCAGCACCUGCGCAUCCACACGAACGAGAAGCCCUACGGCUGCGUCUACUGCGGCCGGAACUUCCGGCAGCGCACCAUCCUGAACCAGCACCUGCGCAUCCACACGGGGGAGAAGCCCUACAAGUGCCAGCAGUGCGGCAAGGACUUCCGGCAGAAAGCCAUCCUGGACCAGCACACGAGGACCCACCAGGGGGACCGGCCCUUCUGCUGCCCCAUGCCCAACUGCAGGCGCAGGUUCGCCACCGAGCCCGAGGUCAAGAAGCACAUCGACAACCACAUGAACCCCCACGCGGCCAAGGUGCGCCGCAACUCCACCGGGGACUCGAAGCCCCCGGGGGCGGGCGCCACCCUGGGCCCCGUGCCCGUGCCCCGGGGCCUCACCCCCGCCGUGGUCAAGCCCGAGCUGUACUUCCCGCAGUGCUACGCCCCGGCCUUCAACCACCAGCCCCCGGUGUCCAGUGCCCAGUUCCCGGGGCAGGCCAACGGCGUGGCGGUGGCCGCGGAGUUCAAGCCGCCGACCGGACUGCCGCCUCAGUGACUAACCGUCCACCCUGCAGCCUAUUAGCCAGCAGGAAUUCCCCUGAGGUUCCAGCGCUGCCUCGGCUACGCCCUGGGACCCGCCGCCGACCCGGCCCACCGCCGCUACCAGUGAUCGGCUCCAUCCCCCGCAGCGAUCGCAGUUCCUACUU